GGCUCGUGCUGUCAACCGCUGAGUAGGUGCCGCCGAGAGUUGGCUCGCCGCGCGCAUGCAGCAGAAUGGCUCGAGCGGUUCCAACGGCUCUGACGGCUGCGGCAGCAGGGAUCGUCCGGCUCCGUCCUUCAGCCCGCUGCCCGCCGCCACGACGCGGGUGAGGCGCUUCAUUCAGGAGAGACGGACGCUGCCUCUACCCAGAGUGAUGGUGGUGUUCUCGGCCGCGGGGGACACUGAGAAACCGGGCGAUGCCAUGUCCAGCGCGGACUCUGCUGCGGAGGACGAGUUCCGAAAGCCGGCCUCCCCAGCACCGAGCUUCAGCCUCGGCACGCCGCUCCGCUCCUCGCUCAACACACCGGAGCAGGAGUUUCCAGAGGUCAUCUCUCUGAACGUUGGGGGCACAUACUUCACCACCCGCCUGUCCACGCUGCGGCGAUACGAGGACACCAUGUUGGCCGCCAUGUUCAGCGGACGUCACUACAUCCCACGUGACGCUGAGGGACGCUACUUCAUUGAUCGGGAUGGAGCAUAUUUUGGGGACAUCCUGAACUUCCUGCGAGAAGGCGAGCUUCCCCACAGGGACCGGGUGCGGGCGGUGCACAGAGAGGCUCAGUACUACUCCAUCGGCCCGCUGCUGGACAGCCUGGAGGACACUCAGCCGCUCACAGGGGAGAAAGUCCGACAAGCUUUCCUCGAUCUGCUGCCCUACUACAGAGACAAUCUGGAGCGCAUCGUGGAGAUUGCCAAACUGCGGGCCAUGCAGAAGAAGGCACGGUUCGCCAAGUUGAAGAUCUGCGUCUACAAGGAGGAGAUGCCCAUCACGCCAUACGAGCGUCCUCUUUUUAACUCUCUGCGUUUUGAGCGUUCGGACAGCGAGGCCAAGCUCUUUGAGCACCACUGCGAGGUGGACGUUUCCUUCGGACCCUGGGAGGCGGUGGCGGACGUUUACGACCUGCUGCACUGCAUCGUCAGUGACCUGGCCGAGCGCGGCAUCACCGCUGAGCAGCAGUGUAUCGGCGUCUGCGACAAGCACCUUAUCAACCAUUACUACUGCAAGAGGCCCAUCUACGAGUUCAAGAUCACGUGGUGGUGAAGCUGGAGGGAGAAAGUUGGGGCUGAUGGGACCAAAAAGCAAAAGGAUGGAUGUUUCAUUUUUACUAGAACUCGGCCGAUAUUGGUUUUUGUAUUGAAGUUGCCAAUAUUUUGUGCUGAUGUCUUAAAAUGUGACCCUUUAAGUCAUGCUUCAACAUUGGUUUAACUUCUCACCUUGAUGCAGUGAUGUAACGGUGUACUCCAGGACCUUGUGACAUCACUGUAAGGCGUGGUUACAGGUGCAGCAAAGCAUACCUGUGACCACACACCCAACAGUAAUGAAGAAGAGGUGAAACACUUUUAACUCUGAACCAGAGAGGAAAACUACUGCUGUUCAGUCGCUUUGCCCUGACCUUGACUGAUAUGUGACUGGUGAACUGUCUCACCACGUUUCCAGAACAAAGAAGUGAAGGAGUGAAUAUUAAAUAUUGUAAGUAGUCAGAAGUCAAAUGUGUAUUUUUUAGGACUAAGUUUAGUUUCAGGAUGCAGAUGAAACUGUGAGCCUGUUCCUUUUUGGAUAAACAGAGUAUAUUUUAAUUAUGCAACCUCCUGAGGAGCGUGUUUUUAAAGAUCUGAGAGCGUUUAGGGCGGUGUCCGUUUUGUCUUCACGUUUUACUCGUGACUUAAAGUUUCAGGGGACUGAAGGUAGCUGACGUUGUUACACACUAAUGCAGAAAUACAGUUUACACAUUGUCCAUUGUUUCUUAGUUAGAACAUGUAUAAUUAUUAUAGUCACUGUCACAGAGAGAAUUUUCUUAUUUCAUGUCGACUUUCAUUCCACGUUUUUUCCAACUAUAAGACGUUGACUGAAGCUGCAACAUAGCGAUAAAGGCUGAGCUAAAUGUUAUUUCCUACUGUACUUGAUAAUGAAGCACUUUGUGAUUGUAACCAAUAUUUUUUUUGUUUACCUCAAAUGAAAGUACCAGAUAAACAACGAUGGAGAGCAACAGCGCCGGCAUCAGUUCAUCUAUAACAUGCUUAUUAUAACAGAUAAUGCAGGAAAGAUGCUACAACACUAAUUUACACGGUUACGUUUGCAUUGUUUUUAUAUUGUUAUUUAUCUGUUUGUGUUAGCUUCCAGGAAGCAAAAGUUCUGUCGUAUUAUUUGGGUUUAGUUUGCAGUGAAAAAGAAAUGUCAUUUUUAUUAUUUAUGGUAAAAGUAAAAAUAACUGUUAAAUGCA
This is a messenger RNA of Epinephelus lanceolatus (giant grouper), 2273 nucleotides long. It is a transcript of the gene kctd7, whose product is annotated as potassium channel tetramerization domain containing 7. Gene Ontology annotation, molecular function: DNA binding; protein binding. Lineage: Eukaryota; Metazoa; Chordata; Actinopteri; Perciformes; Serranidae. Gene Ontology annotation, biological process: DNA transposition; DNA integration; regulation of DNA-templated transcription. The record is from RefSeq and is a predicted model, not a curated record. Gene Ontology annotation, cellular component: plasma membrane.